Patiria miniata (bat star) is the source of this 2326-nucleotide messenger RNA. RefSeq names its product hepatitis A virus cellular receptor 1-like. NCBI's taxonomy places the organism in Eukaryota, Metazoa, Echinodermata, Asteroidea, Valvatida, Asterinidae. The transcript has 5 exons. The coding region runs from base 120 to 1214 and encodes 364 amino acids. The record is from RefSeq and is a predicted model, not a curated record.
UUUUUUUUAUCACAGAGUUUGUCGGCGGGAUCGUGACCUUUGACCUCGACUACAAUCCCGCUUACAAUGACCCAACUUCGGUGGAGUACCAGGACUUGGUUCAAAAUUUCAUCGCGGAGAUGGAUAACCUUCUCAGGAAUGAUGCGGCUUAUCAGGAAACCGUCGUACACGAAGUAACGGAGGGCAGUGUCGGGAUCCGUUUUGAAUGUAUAUACACGCAAGGAACGAACGCCGACAUACCCUUCAAAGAGACCUUCCGAGAAAAGCUGGAGGAACAGGUGAAGACCGGCAACCUCGGCCAAUUUGUGUUUGUACCGGCCACGCUCGUCAUCUUUGAUGUGUGUAAUCUUUACUGUUUCAACGGAGGAACGGUGAACAGAGCGAUCAACGUGUGUGCUUGCACCUGUCCCGCCGGCUUCCUACCACCAUCAUGCCAAGCUCCAACCACCAUUGCGAUACCGACUACCACAGGUAUGGCGUUGACAAGUGGAAUGUCCACGGGAAUUCUUACCACAACCAGUUCGGUGAAUCCCACGGUAGCUGCUCUGCCAGGUACCACCUCAAAGCAAAUGACGUUCGUGUUGCCAGCAACCACGGUAACACCGACGACCGAGUUACCAACAACCACAGUGACACCGACGACCGAGUUACCAACAACCACGGUAAAACCCACGACCGAGUUGCCGACAACCACGGUAAAACCCACGACCGAGUUGCCGACAACCACAGUGACACCGACGACCGAGUUACCAACAACCACGGUAAAACCCACGACCGAGUUGCCGACAACCACGGUAAAACCCACGACCGAGUUGCCGACAACCACAGUGACACCGACGACCGAGUUACCAACAACCACGGUAAAACCCACGACCGAGUUGCCGACAACUACGGUAAAACCCACGACCGAGUUGCCGACAACCACGGUUAAACCCACGACUGAGGUGCCGAGUACUACGGAAUCAUCGACAACCACGGAAAUUCCAACGACUACGGAAUCACAGACAACUACGGAAUUUCCCACGACGACUGAGUUGUCAACAACGACGGAAAUUCUGACUACGGAAUUACCGACAACAACGGAAAUCCCCACGACGACUGAGCUGUCAACAACCACGGAAAUUCCAACGACAACGGGAACGCCUGCUCCGGCUCCGUCUCCGUCUCCGGCUCCGGCUCCGGCUACGAUUCCGCCUGAUGAGAUCCCGCCAUAGAUUAAAUACAUGUAAUUUGACCUUAAACAGAGUGGUUCAAAACAGUGUACACUUUUCCAGAGGCAGAUUUCUCAAAAUUGGAGAGACAUUUUGCAAUUGUUAUAACAAGAUAUUCAUAUUAUAACACACUGAGUAUACAGUGUUUAAAACGUCGGUGAAGGGCAAAACCUAAUUUGAAGAUAUUCCUAAUCUACAAGAUUUUGGUUGUAUCUUGAAAACGGCGUUGAAAAUAAAGCCGAAUAAGGCCAGAUCCAGGGGGGGGGAUACCCCCAAGAAAAAAAACACGAUUUAGGCUGGAUUUUCAGUGCCGUUACACCAUGCACUAUGAAAAUGCACCCGUUUUAGUCCCGUGACGUGUAUGUUUGUAUUAUUAGAGGUUUUCUUCUAACCUCAGAUUCAUCAGAAAUAGUCGAAAUCUUUUGGUCUGGGAACCUGACUACGCAAACCUAUGGGCCAAGUACCAGUUGCAACUAAUUUCAUUUAACUCCUCUUCUUUUUAUAUCAGGAAUUUAGUGAAUAUCUUUUCACACAUUGUUGCACUGGUAAUUUGACAUAAUCGUUUUUUGUGGUUUUUUUAAAUUCUUUAAAGCCUAUACAAUGAGGAAAGUUUGGGGGAAAUCCCUUCUAAAGACCAGUUUUGUAACUCAUGAAUAUUAAUAUCACGAUAUUGGCCAAUCACAAUCAAGAUGUCGAGGUCACGCCUCCAAACACUGACCAAUCACAACUGUUUCACCGUGCCUGAUGACUGGAAUCCCGACAUAAAUUCAAAGAUUAUUUCCUAUUUCUAUGAAAAGUUUAAAAAAGUGAAUUUUAUUUACAAAUUAUAGUUCUUAAAUUCUAUGCAUUAAUAGGUGAAUCGGUGAUCAUUUAAUCUUGGAAAAGAAAAAAACCGUUUUAGAGCUUGACUGGUUCCAUACCACCAUAGGUUUGUGCCAUAGGUUUAUGAAGGUCCUCCCUGCUUAGCAACGGCCAUUCCCUCCGCGUAAAUUUGGUUCUAGAUCCGCCCUUACUUAACUUUAUACACACAUAUUUUCAUUAUAAAAUUGAUGUUUGAAGUAAUACCUACCUUAAAGCGAAAAAUGUAUCAAAUUAAAAGGGUUUAAAGGUUUCGU